This is a messenger RNA of Cloeon dipterum, 3148 nucleotides long. RefSeq names its product runt-related transcription factor 2-like. Gene Ontology annotation, molecular function: ATP binding; DNA-binding transcription factor activity, RNA polymerase II-specific; RNA polymerase II cis-regulatory region sequence-specific DNA binding. NCBI's taxonomy places the organism in Eukaryota, Metazoa, Arthropoda, Insecta, Ephemeroptera, Baetidae. The record is from RefSeq and is a predicted model, not a curated record. Gene Ontology annotation, cellular component: nucleus. Gene Ontology annotation, biological process: regulation of DNA-templated transcription. The transcript has 5 exons. Bases 656 to 2110 code for a protein of 484 amino acids.
CCGAGCAUGCAGAGUAGCCUUUAAGAGGGUGGCACGGCCGCGGUGGUGGGGGAUACCCAUAACUGGACAUAACCAUAUCACCGCACUUAGUUAGCACUCACUGCAUCCUCGGCGCUCAACCCAUUCAUUCCGGCAGUUUCGCAUCGGCCGACGACGACUGUGUUGUCGGUGCCGCUGCCGCCGCCGCCGCUGCCACCGCCGAUACAGAAUUCGAGCUCCGCCCUCUCCCUCAACCGAACACACAUACACACACACACAUUUCUGGCUGCACGCGGAGGUUUAUAGACAUGCUUAGUCGGGUGCUCAGGCAGCGGCUCAACAACUAACUAGUGUGCUAGUAGACACUCGGUAAACCGGUCGGCCACUCUCAGCAGGCAAAACGGCGUCCGCAAAUUUCCAGCAGAGCGGCGGCAGGUACCUGCACCACCACCACCACCAUCACCACCACCUGCCGUCGCACAACUCCAAGAUUUCGGCCGCCGAUGUGGGCACGUGGGCGUCCACCAAACUGGACAAGGUGCCGGCCGAGAACAACAACUACCGCACCAGCGUGGCGCCGGCGGCCACGACCGCCGACCUUCCGGCCCAGCAGCAGCCGCAGCCGCAGCAGCAGCAGCAGCAGGACUCGAGCACGCCGGCCUCCGACUCGAGCAGCAUGCACCUUACGCCCGAGCUGAACGUCUUCAACGAGACGUACACCAAGAUGACGUCCGACAUCCUUGCCGAACGCACCCUCUCCGAGAUCCUGUCCGAGCAUCCAGGCGAGCUCGUGCGGACCGGAAGCCCCAUGUUCGUGUGCACCGUGUUGCCGCCGCACUGGCGCUCAAACAAGACCCUGCCGGUGGCCUUCAAGGUGGUGGCCCUCGGCGACGUGAUGGACGGAACGGUGGUCACCGUGCGCGCUGGUAACGACGAGAACUAUUGUGCUGAGUUGAGGAACUGCUCGGCCGUGAUGAAAAAUCAGGUUGCGAAAUUCAACGACCUCCGCUUCGUCGGCAGAAGCGGCAGAGGAAAGAGUUUCACGCUGACAAUCAUGGUCAGCACGUCGCCUCCUCAAAUCGCCACGCUGAGCAAGGCGAUAAAAGUGACAGUGGACGGACCAAGAGAACCUAGAAGACAGCAGCAGCAAUUCCACGCGUUUGCCUUUGGUCAAAGGCCUUUUCUUGGCGGUCACUUCGCCAGCCCGCUGGACCCUCUGCAAAGAGCCGACCCGCUCAGCUUUCGCAUGCCAGCCAUGUCAAACUGCCAAAACAUGGGGCAGGCGUUUGGCCUGAGCAGUUCAAACAGCCAUUGGGGUUCAUACGGUGGCUACUCGUCGUACCUUAGUUGCACGGGGGUGCAGAGCAGUGGCUUCAACACCCCUGGCCUACCUGCAUUCGCGCCCACCAACACCACAGACAUCAACGGUCAAACUAACACAGUGGCCACUACACACGACACCUUUUCCACCAACGCCUCCGCAGCCAUUCUUCCAGACACAACGGGUCCAGCGUCGUCCCUGGCGGCGAGCAGCACCACCGACUUUGCAGCGUCGCUCGCAGACGCGCGGCUCACGAAGAGCGACAACACGAGUCCGGUGAGCGACCUUGACUCGCUGGGUCUGACGCCAAACUCACAGGAACGCACCAACACGUCGACGUCGGCGUUGACGCCGCGCUACAACAACGACUUCUCGCGCUCGCUGGCCGACCCCAGCAGCUGUCUAGGCGGCAACCAGUCGGUGCAGCAGUCGACGCACCAGGGCGGCCACAUGAGCUCGCUACUGGGCAACUCGGCGGCCACGGCGGCCAACUCGAACUUCUCGCUGAUGGGCCAGGGCUCAUACGGCGCGGCAAACUCGCAGAACUCGCUUUACCUGGGUGGGCCGGUGUUGCCCGCCUCGCUGCUCUACUCGCAGCUCUACUCAAGCGUCAGCCAGAACCAGCUGCACCUGCACGGUGGUGCCUCCGUCGAGGUCAUUGAGCAGCCCUCGAUGCACCAGCAGACGACCGCGACGUCACCCGUACGUGGCCUGCCGGCCGCCGACGAGGUGGCCUCGCAAACCAGGAUGCCUGUGCUGCAGCAGCAGCAGACCAGGCACGCCGACUCUGCCGUCUGGAGACCGUAUUAGGAAUGUAAGGCAUCUUUUACUCUUCACUCACAUAACACACACUUGGACUGUGUGAAGGACCUCCGCAGCUUGGCUCUCUCGUCAGGCCUGAAUUUGGUGAUUAUCAAUUUAAUGCAUGUAUCAUGUGAAGGAACCUCAAGAGAAACUGUCUCGGAUUUUUUUCAAGGUUGGUGUGUGAAUCAAAGAGAAACAAACAUACAAUCUUUAAUUUACAGCAGUAGCUCAGGGUAAUGUUGAUUGAAGGGUGAAAAAGAGGUGACACAUUAAGAAACUUGUGCUGUAAAAAGAAACUGGCCAUUGCAUGGUAACGUCAUCAAUGUUCACGCCAUUCUUGCUCCGAUCUUCUCUGCCUUGAGCAUUGAUGAACUAACCUCUCUGUCCAGGAAUUAUUUUUGGCACCCGUUCCAAUAAAACUUCUCAUUUUUAAUCAUCUGCUUGCUUUUGAUCUAUAUGAAUUCUUACAUUCUUUCCCAUUUAAACAAAUUUUAGUGGUGUCUGCUUUAAAUCACGAGAAAAAUUGAUUUGUUACCAAAUUUGUCACUGAUUGAGAACCAACUCUGUCUGAGAAAAGAGGCUAAUUUGUUCAUGGACGAGAAAAGCAUAGCUGUUGUGUACAUUUGUAACGUUUCUGCCAGAUGUGUUAGUUGCAAGGUGAGAUGAUGAUCUAACGAGAUAUAAAUUCGAUCAGCUGUGCGUAGUCCGGUUUUCUAUUUAUGGAGUAAGAUCAACUCUUCAGCCUCACGAUUAGCUCACUUGCUUUGUAAAUAAAAUCGGUAUAGAGCUCACUCAUGGUUCAUGAUCAUCAUCAAGUUAUUAAUUAUUAGGGAUAAAAAAUCGGUCAGCUCCUGUUAGGGUUUGCGGAUGUGUUGGAGCGUAAAUGCUGCCGAAGAUCGAUACUAACUCUAGUCCCCGUCGAAAUCACGCAUCAAACGAAUUCGUCUCUCGACCGCAGCCCGGCUGACCGAUUCUAAUUUUUACGUUUCACUUGUUGUAGCGACUCAAUGAGAUUCUUGUCCAAUAAAAUACACAAUGAUUCAA